This is a messenger RNA of Yamadazyma jaroonii, 1491 nucleotides long. The record is from the annotation of a GenBank genome assembly. Lineage: Eukaryota; Fungi; Ascomycota; Pichiomycetes; Serinales; Debaryomycetaceae.
AUGGUAGAAGCUUUAAAAGCUACCUUAAAUUCAUUAGAAGAAAAGAAAAGACAAACUCCUACUAUCGUUAAUUCCACCUCAUCCGCCAAAUCUGUUGGUCCCAUUGCUGCCAAAUUAGACUAUGAAGCCCUCGCAAAAGAAUAUAUUGAAUUCACUUAUAAGAAUCCAACCAUUUUCCACGUCGUUAAGACUGUAGGAGAAGAAUUGACUGCUGCUGGGUUCAGUUAUGUUGCUGAAAGAGAUUCUUGGGCUGAUUUAAAACCAGGGAAAUAUUUUACCACUAGAAAUGGGUCAUCCAUCACUGCUUUCAAUGUAGGUAAAGAUUGGACUCCAAUUAAAGGUUGUGGUAUUAUUGGAUCACAUAUUGAUGCUUUAACAGUAUUAGUUAAACCAAAUUCUACCAAGAAUAAAGUCGACGGAUAUGAAUUAUUAGGUGUUGCCAACUAUGCUGGUAGUUUAUCAGAUGUUUGGUGGGAUAGAGAUUUAGGUAUUGGUGGUAGAAUUAUUGUCAAGGAAGGUGAUAAAAUUGUCACUAAAUUAGUUGAUUCAACACCUCAUCCAAUUGCCCAUAUUCCAACUUUAGCACCUCAUUUUGGUACUCCAUCUAAAGGUCCUUUUAACCCCGAAACUCAAGCCGUACCAGUUGUUGGAUUCAGUAGUGAAGAACCAGCUCCAGCCACUGACGAUGAAAAAUUGAGUCCUUUAUAUGGAAAACAUUCAAUUACCUUAUUAAGAUACGUUUCUAAAUUAUCAGGUGUUGCUGUUAAAGAUAUCAAUCAAAUUGAUUUACAAUUAUAUGAUAUCCAAAAGGGUGCCUUUGGUGGUUUAAAUAACGAAUUUAUUUUUGCUCCAAGAAUUGACGAUAGAAUUUGUUCAUUCGCUGCUUAUAAAGCUUUAAUUGAUGCUGAAGUUGAUGAUGAAUCAUUUUCUAUUGUUGGGUUGUUCGAUCAUGAAGAAGUUGGUUCAGCCACUAGAACUGGUAUCAAAGGUGGAUUAAUUGAAUCUGUUAUCACCAGAGUCGCAGCUUCAAAGUAUUUUGGUGCUUCAUCACCUGAAGAUUUAAAACAAAUUUAUUCCAAUACUAUUAUCUUAUCAGCUGAUGUUAAUCAUUUACUUAAUCCAAACUUCUCCCAAGUCUACUUGGAACAUCAUAAACCAGUUCCAAAUAAAGGUUUAACUUUAGCUAUGGAUUCUAACGGUCAUUUUGCAACUGAUCAAAUUGGUGUUGCCCUCUUAGAAGAAUUAUCAAGAAUCAAUAAUGAUAAUUUACAAUAUUUCCAAAUCAGAAAUGAUUCUAGAUCUGGUGGUACUAUUGGACCUUCAAUUUCUUUACAAACAGGUGCUAGAACUAUUGAUCUUGGUAUUCCUCAAUUAUCAAUGCAUUCAAUUAGAGCUACCACUGGUUCAAAAGAUGUUGGUUUAGGUAUUAAAUUCUUCAAAGGUUUCUUCAAGAAUUGGAGAGCCACCUAUGAUAAAUAUGAUGAUUUAUAA